Eucalyptus grandis is the source of this 1376-nucleotide messenger RNA. RefSeq lists its product as uncharacterized. The record is from RefSeq and is a predicted model, not a curated record. Lineage: Eukaryota; Viridiplantae; Streptophyta; Magnoliopsida; Myrtales; Myrtaceae. The transcript has a single exon. The coding region runs from base 89 to 748 and encodes 219 amino acids.
UCUCCCUCCUCAUACCAAAACAAAACCCGAAACGUGAAAAAAGACGAAAAAGCCCCUCUCUCUUCUCCCUCUGCUCUGCUCUGUCGGAAUGGAGAUGGAGCCGAGGACGCCGGAGGUGGCGAAGAAGAUGUGGAGCGUCGUGCGGGCGGUGGCGUACGCGAUGCGGAAGGGCCUCUUCUCCAAGAGCAAGCUGAUGGUCGACCUCCACGUCCUGCUCAACCGCGGCAAGAUCGCCGGCAAGGCCAUCGGCGACCUCAUGCUCCAGCACUACUCCGCCUUCACCUGCCGCUCCGACGACGACGUCGCCUGCCUCUCCGCCUCCUCCUACGCCCCCCGCGAGUACGAGUUCAGCUGCAGCAACACCCCCGCCAACAACCCCUUCUUCCCCAGGCGCGGCGGCGGCGGCCGGCACCAGCACCAGCACCGCGCCGGCGGCCGGCGACGCCGCCUCGCGCCGCGCUACAACGACGCGGUGGCCAUCGGCGCCGUCCAGAAGGUGCUCGAGAUGCUGAACAGCGCCGACGUCGUGGAGGCGUCGCCCAUGCUGCUGCCCGGGUUCGGGAAGAGCCCCGCGGUGCGGCAGCUGCGGAUCACGGACUCGCCGUUCCCGCUCAAGGACGACGACGGGGACGGCGGCGAGGUCGACGCGGCGGCGGAGGAGUUCAUCCGGAGGUUCUACAAGGACCUCAACCUGCAGAAAAACAUGGCCCCCGUGGACUCCCCGUAUCAUUAUGGCGUGUGGGUUUGAACGAUAGCGACGGUCGACGUUUUCGGACACGGUGUAGUUUUUCUUCCUCGUGGUCGUGGAUCUCGAGGAAUGUCUUUCAUGCGGGUCGCCAUCGCCGGAGGGGAAGUCGUAAGCAUAAAUUCGGAUGCAUUUUGCAAACCCUGAUGUGGCGAAUGCUAUAAUAUGUGAAGAUCGGAUUACCAAAUCGGUUUACGACGGGACAAAACGCGACCGGAGCUGCUGCCGGGCGUAGAAAACGACCGUUCGGAUGUCGGCUCACGGCUUGCAUGGCCUCUUCGUAAACCUAGUUGGUAAAUUAAUCUUCGUAUUGUUUAGCGUUAGUCGAGUCGGAAAAACACUUCCGGACGGUGGCGGCGAGGAUGCUUUGGUCAUGUAAAAGAACUCGGGCUACAACGUGGAGCUCUAGCACUCUCUAAAUGCAACAAGCUAGGAGGAGUUGGUUUUUUUCUUUCUAGGGUUUUCUUUAUUUUUCCGUCUUUUAGUUCUACGGUCAUUUUCUUUGACAAUUCCUCUCUUGUUGCCUACUUUCGAUAAUAAAAGGGGGAAAAAAAGAGAGGAACCAAAGAGAUAUGGUCUCGAAUCCUAGUCUUAUUUCCAUCUAACGAUGCCGGCAAUGUCCGGUCCGAUC